Messenger RNA from Globicephala melas (long-finned pilot whale), 1884 nucleotides. It is a transcript of the gene WBP2, whose product is annotated as WW domain binding protein 2. Gene Ontology annotation, molecular function: chromatin DNA binding; transcription coactivator activity. The record is from RefSeq and is a predicted model, not a curated record. Gene Ontology annotation, cellular component: nucleus. Gene Ontology annotation, biological process: positive regulation of DNA-templated transcription. NCBI's taxonomy places the organism in Eukaryota, Metazoa, Chordata, Mammalia, Artiodactyla, Delphinidae.
UGGCUGACUCUAAUACGAACGACGCCACUAGGGGGUGGGCCGAGGAAGGGCGCAAGCGCACUGCGUUCCGAGUCUCGGGACCCUUUUCCGAGAGACUAUGGCGCUCAACAAGAAUCACUCGGAGGGCGGCGGAGUGAUCGUCAACAAUACCGAGAGCAUCCUGAUGUCCUAUGACCAUGUAGAACUUACGUUCAGUGACAUGAGGAAUGUGCCAGAGGCCUUCAAAGGGACCAAGAAAGGCACCGUCUACCUUACCCCGUACCGGGUCAUCUUUCUGUCCAAGGGGAAGGAUGCCAUGCAGUCCUUCAUGAUGCCGUUUUAUCUGAUGAAGGACUGUGAGAUCAAGCAGCCUGUGUUUGGAGCAAACUACAUCAAGGGAACAGUGAAGGCUGAAGCGGGAGGUGGCUGGGAAGGCUCUGCAUCGUACAAGUUGACCUUUGUGGCAGGGGGCGCCAUUGAAUUUGGGCAGCGGAUGCUACAGGUGGCAUCUCAAGCCUCCCGAGGUGAAGCCCCCAACGGAGCCUAUGGUUACUCUUACAUGCCCAGCGGGGCCUAUGUCUUCCCCCCACCAGUCGCCAAUGGAAUGUACCCCUGCCCUCCUGGCUACCCCUGUCCACUGCCCCCAGCUGAGUUCUAUCCGGGACCUCCCAUGAUGGACGGGGCCAUGGGGUACAUGCAGCCCCCGCCGCCGCCCUACCCUGGGCCCAUGGAGCCUCCGGUCAGCGGCCCCGAUGUCCCCUCCACUCCUGCAGCUGAAGCCAAGGCCGCCGAAGCAGCCGCCAGCGCCUAUUACAACCCAGGCAACCCACACAAUGUCUACAUGCCCACGAGCCAGCCUCCGCCGCCUCCUUACUACCCCCCAGAAGAUAAGAAGACCCAGUAGACCGCUCACACCCACCUCCUCCCGCCUCUCUUUGCUCUCUCCUCCCCUCCCCUUGGGGCUGAGUCUGGGGUGGGGGGCGGGCCUCUUCCUUUCUCCAGGUCUGAUUAUAAAGCAGUCGCCAGGAACUAGCCUGGCAGGGGGAGGGCCCCUUGACUUGGAUGAAUAUAAAGCAGUCGCCAGGACCUAGCCUUGAGGGGUGCGGGGAGCGGUGCCUCCCAGCUUCCCACGUGAGCCCAGAGCCCACAGCGCUUCCCUCUCAGCAUCCCCGGGGGGCGUCCGCCUCGUUCCUGUCCUGCUCUCAUAGCUUCUACCCACGGAGGGACUCUCUGGCCACCUCCUCCGCCGCAGUCCAGCUCUCUCGUUUUGUAGCCACUUUAUCCUCACGAGCUUUGCCCUCCCCAGGGACCCCUGCCAGGCCCUACUCACAUUCCAUCCACCUGGCUGUGGAAGGCCACCUGUCUGCCGGACUGUCAGCCUACGUUCCAUUCCCAGCCAGCCUCAGCCCCCGUCACGCUCGCCUUCCCUUCCCUGUCCUUGGUCAUCCUGUUGCCACUGCUUUUGACUUCUGGAGCUUUCCCACGAGCCACCAGGGGGUGGGUGGCGUGAGGGCCAGGCUGCUACAGCUGGGGAGGGAGCCCCUCUGCUUCCCUGCUAGUUUUUCUGGAAUUUGUUUCCCUUUGCCUUCUCUCUUUUCCCUCUAGAAGGGGCUUCUUGGACUGGAACUGCAGAAUGCAUGUCCACUUGGGGGCUGCCGGGAGGGCUGGGAACAGACCCCUGGGGCGCUGACCAUGACCUCUCGCCAGCCCCUUAGCCUGCCCUCUUCCCUUUAAGCUUCUUGCCUGGUUGGUGAUACGCCCCCUGGAUGCACUAAAAUUCGCUCCCGUUUGCUCCUGGCCUGGCUGUGAAGAGAGGAGAUGGUUAUUUAAAGAGAAUUCCCUAUUUAUUUGACAAAAAAAUUCAGUUAAUAUAUUAAUGUGAAAUAAACCCUGUUUGCACCUUGA